Messenger RNA from Bactrocera oleae (olive fruit fly), 5361 nucleotides. RefSeq lists its product as uncharacterized. The record is from RefSeq and is a predicted model, not a curated record. NCBI's taxonomy places the organism in Eukaryota, Metazoa, Arthropoda, Insecta, Diptera, Tephritidae.
AUUUUCGGAAAGCAUUUCGUACGCGCUGAAUACGAGUAGAAAAUAAAGCUCGACUGUCAAUGGAAAAUAUGGCGCUAUCUCCUUUCCGCAAGCUGUUAUUGGUUGUUGCCACAAUCGGUUUGGCGCAGGCGCGUCAUGUGCCUGCCACAACGGUGGUAAAAUACGUUGUGACGUCAUCACUGCCCACCGUAGGGGUUGUACGCAAAGAAAGCAGCUACCAAAAUGACAAUAACUACAACAACAAAAGCAGCAUCAUUGAUAACAACAAUGUAAGUAGCAUCCUUGACGCUGCAAAGCACCACGCAAACGCUGAAUAUCCAAACCAAACGACGUUGAGCCUCGAGGACAACGGCAACGGCGACGCUUUCACUGUCAACAUCAGCACGCCGAAGAGUGUAGUUCAGGAUUGGAGUUCGGUGUGUCAGCAGCUCUGCGGAGCUGGCUUAGGCGGCCCGCCAUGUCUUGCAUACUGCCACAGCAGUGACAAGCCGUCGCUACUACCACACUUUGCAGACAACAAAAAUGAAAUAUGCAAGGAUCUCUGCAGAUUACAGCUUGGUGAUGUUAGUUGCGACUGUUCGCCCGAAGAAGUAGCUCCGAUUGCCUUUUCCAACAUGUCAUGCCAGUAUGAAUUACAUAAUAUGGUUUGUGGCAGUUUCUGUGAGCAUGGCGGUACAACGCUGAUCGGCUGUAGCAGCUGCCAAUUGGACGGCAAUCAAAUCGUGAUAUCGAAUAGAUUGUCGGAUGAGAGCACAACACCAGACUGGAAGGAACUGUGCGCCGCUCUAUGCAAAACCGGCGAUGGCGGGGCAUUGUGCAAUUGUGACUUGGCGCCGUUUUUUUAGAAGACUAGCAGAGCAGCGAAACACUAUGCCAAUCACAAGGUCCACACACACACAUAAACAAAUUGAAAACGAAAUGUGGACAGACACAAGUGACAAUUGAUUACUGAAGUUUACAGUUCAAGACAAUGUGUCCAGGUUGUGCGAAAUUUCUGGCUGGUUUAUACUACUCUGCGCGGUCUCUAAGUUUAAAAUUUAUUUUGACGACGACAACACCAACAACUUAUUGUUAUUGGUCAUUAGUUAUUGUUUAUGACACCUAACACACAUACAUAUAUAUUCGUACAGACGUUCAAUGAUUGUAAUUAAUUAUGCAACACACAUACAUAUGUAAGCACAAAUUUUUUAAACUUCAAAACUAAAUCUAAUUUGUAUGCUCCAAAUAACAAAGCUUUUUCACAAAACAUUUGACUUUUUAUUACACUGUUAUUUGUUUGUGUUGCUGUUUUUUUUUUUUUUUGUUUUUGUUGAAAUUUGUUGUUUGUUUGUUGUUUUUCUUAUAGCAGUUUAUGCGCUAAAGUUCGGCACACAAGAUGGUGGCAAGGCAUUGCAAGGUGAGGGAGAACUACGAAGCGUGCUAAGAAGAAAGAAAAAAUUACCAAAAAAAACUAAACAUCCAAACAAAAAAAUAAAAAAACUCAAUCCCUAUGCGAAUCAAUUAAUUUGUAAUUAAUUUGAAUUAUAGUUAAUGUAAACAAAAAUUCACAACUACAAAUACAAUUAUAGACAUAAAGCGAAACGAAACGAGAUGAAAAUGACAGUAUGUGACACUUGCAUGUACAGAGAUAUAUAUAUAUACAAACAUAUAUAGAUAUAUAGCUGUCAAGGUGAUGUAGGCCAAUAUAUACAUACAUAUAGACAUACAUAUAUGUAUAUGUAUACACUCAUCUGUAUACAUACAAACUAUCUACACAUAAUGUAUAAGCUCUAAUGCACUAAUACAUAGCUCAUAUUUACAUGCAUUUGUAAAGUAGUUAUGCACCGUUAUCUAUAGUAAUUUUAACGGUUUUCUGUUUCACAGUUAUUGUUGCACAAUUUUCUUAAGAAAAAACGUGAAUGCAAAAUAAGAACAACAAAAUCACCAAAGGGCUUCCAGGAUGCCAGCAUGGCGGCGUGUAGCUUGCUGCAAGCAGUGGCAGGCGCACAAAUGCCAGCUGGCAUACAAAUCUCAGAGUGUAGACUAAUUGUAGGUUAAAAGAAAACAAAAAAAAAUGUUAAAAAAACAAAAGCGUUACUAUGAAGCUUUGUGCAACAUUUCAAGGCAGAGGCAGGUUUUUGAAAAAAUAUUGUGUUAUACUGUUGGUUUAUUGAAGGUUUUUGCUUGAUUUUUUUGGUUUUUUAAAUAAAAAAGAACAAGUAUUUAAAUAUGUUUAUAUAAAUAUUAUUUGUAAAUAUUUUUUUAAAAAUAGAGUUUUCUCAAUUUUAGUUACAUACAAAUGUUAUAUAUUUUAAAACUAAAAAAAUUAUUAUUUAAAAAAAAUUAGGUAAUAGCGUUUUCCUAAUAUUAUUUAUAUGUUUAUAAUUUUACAUAUAUUGGAAAACGUGUUGAACUUCAAUAAGAAAAAUGUGAAGUAAAGAAAUAUUAAUUAAAAUUGCUAAAUCUAUUUUCAAUUUUUUUUGACAAAUUUUCAAAUAAAACAAAAAUUUCAAAACAUAUUUCAAAAAUUUAAUAUUAAAAAAAAGUAGUAAUAAAGUAAAAGAAAUAUGUGAAGCAGAGAAAUAAAUUAAAAUUUAUUAAUUUACUUUUGCAUAUUUUGAUGUAUUUUCAAAUUAAAAAAAGGUAUUCAAAAAAAGUUUUUAAAAUUUAAAUUUUUUAAAAAAUUUAAUUAAUAAAAUUGAAACUAUCUAAGAAAUAUUUUUUAUGUUUUAAAUUGUAAUUUGAAUUUAUAUUAUAUAAAUGGUAAACUUUAUGCAGAAUAUAUUUUAUUAAUUUUCAAUAUAAAUUUUAAUUUUUAAAAAUUAAUAUAGCUUUCAAUUUUUGAAUUUUGAAAUUUUAUUAAUUAAGAUUAAUUCAUAAAAUAUUUUAAUUAUAAUUGAGUAUUUUUGAAGCACGCGAAAAAUACUCAAAAAUUUUUACCAUUUUAUUAAUUUACAAAAAUUAAUUUUUAAAUUAAUUUUUUUUUCUAAAUAUUUAAUAUCUAUUAUUGGUUUUCUUUUUUAAUUAUUACAAAAUUUAUUAAUUCUUUAAUUUUAUGUUGUAAUUUAAUUUUAAAAUUUAUAUUGUUUGCAUUAAAAGUGAUGAUUUAAACACCUAAAUUCACUUAAUUUUUAAAUAAUAUUGUUAUAUUUUUUAAAGUACGUAAAAAGUUCAGUAAAUUUAGUACCUUGUAAGUAUAAAACAAUAUUUUAGUUAAUUUAUUUUUAUAUUUUAAAAAAUAUAUAUUUGUUUUAUAAAAUAUGUUUCUAUUUUUUAAUUAAAACUUGUAGUUUUUCUUUAUACUUUUGAAUAAACUGAUUGUAAUUUUAAUGUUUUAUUUUUUGAUUUUUCAAAUUAAUAAUUUUAUAUAUUAUAUUUUUCGCAUUUUUAGGCUUUUACUAAUUUUUAAAUAUUCUUGUUUUUUAUUGAAUAUUUAAGAAAAUAUAAAUUUUUAUAAAAAAUGCAAGUACAAGAAGUAGAAUUGCCAAAAUAGGUCUAUUAUUUUUAGCCAAAGGUAAGAAAUAAAUAAUAUAUAAAAUAAAUAUAUAAUCCUUUGGAAGACAAAUGCUAAAUAAGCAUACACUGUAUAGAAAAUAAUGAAUAUAUAAUAAUAGAAAAAAGUUGCAAGAAAAAAAUCGUUUUGGAAGACAUUUUUCAUAUGCAAGAAAUAUAAACUUUUUGAAAAAUCCAAAAAUUUUGGAUUAAAUUUUGGAAGAAACACUGUACACUUGACCCAAACGUAAAUUACAAUAACAAAAAAUAUAUACAUAUAAAUACUUAAUAAAAAUAAAUUAUAUAAAAUAUUUAAAUAAUGCUUAAGGGGGAUUACACAAAACAGAAAUUAGCUUAACGUAGCAGAAUUAUAAAAAAAAAUUAUAAGAUAUAUAAAUACAGUUAAUAUAAAUAAUAAUAAUGAAAUGAUUUAAGUUAAAAUAAUUAUUAUUUCAUUUUGAUGAAAGCUCAGGCAAAGAGGCACAGCUUUCACACAUAAAAACGAGAAGCGAGUGUUUUUUUGUUUGUCAUUUUGGCUGAAAUCUACGCUGUGACUGACAAUAACGGCAAAUUCUUAACGCAACCACACGCCAGUGACUAACUGCAGUCCGGUGCGGUUGGCGAGAAUUUCCACAACGACAUAGCGCAAAGUAAAUUAUGCAAUACUUAUAUUAGAACUAAUAAAAAAAGUGUUUUGGAAGACAAUAUCAAAGUUGACUUAUGCGAGUAAUACACAAAUAUAAAUAUUAGCGGCAUUAAUUGAAGCAUAUCGUAAAAUAAUGUAUAUGUAUGAAUGUAAGAAGUUUGUAAAAACAGAAAAUGUUAAGUAAAUCACACAAAAUAUAUUACACAAUUAAAAAUCAAAAAAUAAUAAUAAUUAAAUAAAAACAAACCGCAAAAGCUGCGGACAACAGAAACAGAAAAAGCAACAGAAGCAGAAUUAGCAACAGAAACACUAUAAAAUCCAAACAUGUAAAAUAUUAAACAGUCAUUUCACGUUUUUUGUUUAGUUCAAAGUGUUUGUCCAACACUACAUAUUUAUAAGGGAGCAAAUUUUCAGAGCACAGCCAAACCUAAGCGAGUAACCAAUUUUGAUGUCGACACCACUUUAAGCGUCAAAAAACAUUAUUAAUAAUAAAUAAUAUUAAAUAAUCCUCAGCACUUUUAAUGUUAAAAGAAAUGCAUAUUAUGCAUAUUAAGUGUCGUAUUCCAUUUUCUUAUUGUCUUUAAAUGCACCUAAAUAAUCAAAAAAUGCACGCACCCCCCUCACCCACAAGGCAGCAAUGCAAAUUAUUAACACACAUAUUAUAUAUAACUACAUAUCUCUACAAAUAUAUAAAUAAAAAUGCACUUAAUUUUUUUCUCUAAUUACUUGCCUGUUGAUUGUAUGUAUUUGUACUUGUUGUAAUUGUAUUGUAUUAUAAUCUAGUUGUUAACUGCCAUUCGACUUUGUUUUCUUUCAAAGAAUAAAAAAUUACAAAACAAAGGAUUCGUUUAGUAUGGAGAAUGUCACUUAAUUACUACCUUUGAAUAACCAAAUAAUGAAGAAAAUAAUUCAAAUACUUUCAGUUACAUAAUUAUCUCAACUAAGCAAAUAACAAAAAUAUUGUCACGUUUUAAUAUUCAAACUUUAUAAGUGUGUAGCUGAAUAUAUAAAACAACAAUAAAUGACGAUAGCAUGAAGUUGUCCAUUUCGCGACUACACAACGGCGAAAAACCGAAGCAAACUGCAAAAAGUAUUACUGCAAAUUGUUUAUUUGCUUAUCAAUAUAGCUGACUAUGUACAUAAAUGCAUAUGUAUGUUUAUGUAUUUUUAAUGGAAACUCCAGCAUAUAACAAAUAUUUAAUGAAAUUAAUAAAUGAUUAUAUAGUUGAAUGUUGUGAAGUCAA